This is a messenger RNA of Tetrahymena thermophila SB210, 5757 nucleotides long. RefSeq names its product myosin. Gene Ontology annotation, molecular function: actin filament binding; microfilament motor activity; ATP binding. The transcript is spliced from 18 exons. The record is from RefSeq and is a predicted model, not a curated record. Lineage: Eukaryota; Ciliophora; Oligohymenophorea; Hymenostomatida; Tetrahymenidae. Gene Ontology annotation, biological process: vesicle transport along actin filament; actin filament organization. Gene Ontology annotation, cellular component: cytoplasm; actin cytoskeleton; vesicle.
AUGGAUGGACUUAAAGAUUGGAAACAAAAUGGAGCUCUUUGUUGGGUUGAAAGAGAGGUAAGUGAGAAUACUAAGUAGAUUUUUGAGGAGGCUGUCAUCAAUACAAAUUAUUUUAGAAAAAAUGUGCUCAUCAAAGUUUAAGAUAAAGAAGAAGAAGUAUCUUUGGAUAAAUUACACUAGAGAUCUCCUUAUGAAUAAAAUGAAGAUGAUAUGGUCAAUAUGAGAAUAUUAAAUGAUGCUGAACUUGUUAUUAACAUAUAAAAAAGAUACUAAAAUAACAAAAUAUUCACUUAUGUUGGUCCUACUCUUCUAGUCGUUAAUCCAUUUUAGUAUGUUCCAGGGUUAAAUACUGAAGAAAAAAUGAGGUUUUACCACAAUUAAAUUAUAGAAAAUUCUAAGGGUAAUGGUUCUUUAGCUAUAAAAAGCUUAGAACCACAUGUAUAUGCUAUAGCUGCAGAGUCAUUUAGAUCAUUAUUUGAUUAAGAGAAAAACUAAGCUAUUGUUAUUAGUGGUGAAUCAGGAGCAGGUAAAACUGAAAAUGCAAAGUUAUGCAUGAAAUUUUUAACAACUAGUAUAAGCUAACAUAAAUCUCCCGAAAAAGUACGUCUUAGAAAAAAAACCAUUUCUUCUUUAGGACCUCCAAUAUUAGCUAGUCCAACAUCCUCUAUGCUUAGAGAAAGCAGCAAAUCAUAGUCUAUAGAAGAAAAGAUUUUAAGUUGCAACCCUAUCUUAGAAUCUUUUGGUAAUGCGAAGACUAUUAGAAAUGAUAAUUCUAGUCGUUUUGGUAAGUAUGUAACAUUAUUCGUAGAUAUGAUUGAUACUAAGAUUAUUGGAGCAGAAAUUGCAAAUUAUUUACUUGAAAAAGUCAGAAUUAUUUAAUAGGGUGUAGAAGAAAGAAAUUUUCAUAUAUUCUAUCAUUUCUUGAAUGGUGCUAGUGUGCAGUAACUAAGCAAAUACUAUCUAGAAAUAAAUGGCAAACGCUUAUAGCCUUAGUAUUUUAGCUACUUAAAGAAUCAAAAUAUAGAAGUAAAAUCUAUUGAUGACUGUAAGCUUUACGAAGAAGUAGUUAAUGCUUUAGAUGUAUUAGAAUUAAAUGAAUUUGCAGAUUCUAUAUGGAGGAUACUAGCUGCUAUUUUGCAUUUGGGAAAUUUACAAUUUAAAUAAUCUUAAAUAAACAAAGAUUAAUUUGAAGUUUCUGAUAAGCAGCAAAUAUAAAUUAUCUCUAAUCUACUUGGAAUUUAAGCUGAGGAACUUGAAAGAGAGCUAACAAUUAAAUAAUUUAAAGUUUAAGGAGAAGGAUUUGCCAAGGAAUUGAGCUUACCAGAAUGUUAAAAUUAAAGAGAUUCAAUAGCAAAAGAGCUUUAUGAUAGACUUUUUAAUUGGCUAGUGAACUAACUAAACAGGACGAUAAUGCCAAAAGACAUUUCAAAAUAGCAAAUUUUAUCAUCAAAUUUAUACAAAUCAAUAGGUUUAUUGGAUAUAUAUGGAUUUGAGGUAUUCUAAAAAAACGGUUUUGAAUAAUUCUUUAUCAAUUACACAAAUGAGAGACUUCACUAAUUAUAUAUUUCAUACGUCUUUAAGGCAGAAGAGUUAACAUUUAAGGAAGAAAGACUUGAGUAGUAUUUUAAAAAGCUUGAUUUUAAAGAUAAUUAAGAUGUUAUAGAUGUGUUAGAUAAUAAUGAUAGGCAGAAGCCUCUUGGUAUUUUUAAGUUGUUAGAAGAUAAAUGUAAACAAAAAGGAACUAUAAUAGAUGCUAAAUUACUUUCAGACAUUUAAAAAUAGCAUGGAGAUAAAGAAAUUUACAUUAAAAAUCCAAAUUAUAAAUUUAAAAAUCCAAAGAAAAUAAAUGACUCAACAUUUAUAAUUAUACAUACUGCAAAGGAGGUUGAAUAUGAUAUUAAAGGAUUUAUAGAAAAAAAUAAAGAUGAGGUCAAUGAAGGUUUAAUAAAUAAAAUAAAUAAUUCAUAAAUAAGAGGAAUCAGUUAAAUCAUAAGCGAAAAGGAUAAAGAAUUAUUAGAUGAAAGCACAGCAUCAUAAUAAGUUAAAAUGAGAUAAAUAAGUUAAAAAUUUAUAUCUGAAAUGUCAUUUCUUAUGGAUGUACUGAUGUAAUGUAAUGUCUAAUUUAUUAGAUGCAUAAAGCCAAAUGAAGAGAAAAAACCAUAGUUAUUUAAUCAGGGUUUUACUUUAAAUUAAAUUCGUUACUUAGGUGUAUUGGAGUCAAUUAACAUCAGAAAGCAAAGUUAUCCAAUAAGAUAAAGCUAUGAAUCAUUUUUUAAUAAAUAUUCACUCUUGAUGCUAAACAAGUUAAAUAUUUAAGAUUAAAUAAAUAAAAAAAGUCUUGUUGAAGAAUUGUUUAGAAAAAAUUUCAGUUCAAUACCAAAAGAGAACAGAUUAUUUGGGGUAACAAAAAUUUUUUUCAAAAACUAUGAAGUUCUGCAAUAAAUUGAAGAUAUAUACAAUAAAGAAAUUUCGAAUAUACGCAAUUUAGUUCUUAGAAUUGAAAGUAUAUAAUUGUUGUUUCUUCUUAAAAGAAAAAGAGCUUCUGAAAUAAUUUAAAGUUACUGCUUUUAGAAAACAGCUAUCUCUUAUUAUGAGCAAGCGAUGGAAAAUAUAAAAAAAAUAUAAUUCCAUUGGAGAGCAGCUUAUUAGAGACUUAGAGAAGUUAGAAGUAAAAGAAUCAAAAAUACUUAUAUUAUAAAGGAAGUUUUGAAUAAAGCUUGGUAAAAAAUAUUUACCAGAUCAGUUACGACAAUAGUUGAAAAGACAAAAAAGCUAGUAAGAUGCUAUUACUUAAAGUAGAUGUUUUCAAAACAACUCUAUGAAAUAAGAACAAAAAAAGCAGCUGUUAUUUUUCUGAAACUUUUAAAAGGAAACUUUGUUAGAAAAAGAAUAAAAAGGUUUAAUUUAGCUGCAUAGAAGAUACAAGCCAAAGUUAAGUAGAUUUGGCUUACUGAAUUAUAUUAAAAAUUGAGAAAAGCAAUAAUUAUUAUUUAAAGAAAUGCUAGAAUAUUUAUCAUAAGAAAAAGAGAAAGGAAUUAAAGAAAUGCAGAAUUUUUAGGACCAUUAGAAUAAAAUCUAAAAAGAAUACGUAUUUCUGAAGAAUUGCUUCUAUUUAAUGGUUAGUCUAAAGUUAUUGAUUAAAACACUUCUUUAUAAAAUGAGAUAUUCCGUCUAGACAAGAGUUUAGAAAAUGUUUUAGAAAAAUCACAUGAGCACUUCUUUUAGUAGAGAAUGUAUUUGUUUAGUUAUGUCAUUGAUUUUGAAAUAUUAUCUGAUACAAGCGAAAUUUAUGAUCCUUUGUGGUCAUCUUUAUACCAAGCUUCGUUUAAGGAUAACUACGAUAAACAGUCAUAUAUCUAGCACAUUUCAAUAGGAGAUACUCACAGCUUAACCUGUAGCUUAAGCAGUAAGAUUCAUACUUGGGGAUGGAACGAUUUUGGGUAACUGGGAGUACCAAUUGUAGAUGAAGACGAUCCUAACCAAGAAUAAAACGUUUAUACUGGUACAUCAAUUUACUCGAUGAAUGUCCCUCCUUAAAUUAAAAGAAUUGCACAAAUUUCUUCUGGUAGUAAUCAUUCUUUGCUACUUGAUCACAGAGGGUAAAUAUGGUCUUGGGGUUGCAACAACAGAGGAUAAUUGGGACUGAAUCAUUAUGAAAAUAUGGAAACACCGUAAAAGAUUACAUAUCUAAUGAAUCCCAAAACCGAGUUUUGCAAAGUUGAGUGCAGAGAUGAUGAAAACUAUGCUAUCACAAAAAGUGGUUAACUAUUUCACUGGCCCACUCUAGGAAUGUAAGGUGAGUGUGUGAAUUACCCCCUUGAGGUAGUCAUACCUAAAAUAACCAUUAAAGAUGUGAGCUGUGGCCAUAAAUUUGUAAUGAUUUUAAGUAACUCUGGGCUUUUAUUUAGUUAUGGAGAAAACAAAGAAGGCUAAUUAGGAUUAGGAGAUCUGAAUCCAAGAAAAAUACCUACUCUAGUUUACUGUUUGAGAGAUGCUGGAGAGAAAAUAAGCUAAAUAGAUUGCGGAUUUAAGCACACAAUAUGCAAAACAUCUUUAGGUAAGGUUUAUACUUGGGGAUGGGGAGGAAGAGGAUAACUAGGACAUGGAACAACAAAUAAUGAAAUAUACCCAAGAAUUUUGUCAUUUUCUAAUUUGGCCAAAGAUAAAUAGACUCCAACGUUAUUUAAAGAUAAAUGCCUGCAGGUAGUGGCAGGACAUAGAUGCUCGAUGCUUUUAAUGGAAAGCAGGAAAAUUUAUCAAUUUGGCUCCAAUUCAUCAUUAGAUCAUUAAUCUUUCCCAGUUGAAUUUAAUAUCAGAUCGAAAAGCGACAAAUUAAGCUAGAAUUUUUAUGAGCCGAUCAGAAUCCAAUCUUCAUGGAGUAAAACAUUAAGCUUAAUAUAUGUUACUUAUGGAAAUACAAAAAAUUGUUUUGAAAAAAAUACUGUCCUAAAAACAAAAACAAUAAAUAAUCUAACUUAAAAAUGGGCUGAUACAAACAUAGAUACAAUUGACCCUCCAUUUAUAGAAAAGAUAGCAAACUAUAUUUCAGAGAAAAAUAUGAAAAUGCCUUUGUUUAAAAUGCCUACGAUGCAGUUCGAAUCCAAAAUUAAAUAUAAUUAACUUAAACACGAACUUAUCGAGGCUGAUUAAAUGAAUAAAAUUGAAAUAGAGUAUAUGAAUGCCUUGCAAUACGAAUAAUAAGAAAUUUAUAAUCAAAACCAUCUAAGCUAAGGCAAUCAUUUAUUAAUUGAAGAUCCUUAACUCACUUACUAAAACAGGUAAGUAUUAGAAGAAAUUAAUUUCUAAAGAGAAAACUGGGAGGAAUUUUAAUCAUUGGGUUUGGCACAAAGCACAAAAGACAGUUUAGUUGAUCUUAACUAUGAAGAAUAUUUUAGAAAUUAGCAAGAAUUAUAAUAGAGAAUUAUCUAAGAACAACAAUAAUAAUUAUAAUAAGAAGAGGAAAACAGGGCUAUAAUAAACUCUUAGAAACUGAGUUAAAAGAAAUAAUACCCAUCUUAUAAAAAGUCAAACACUACAUAAUAUCAAGUCGUAGAAAUACCUGAAAGCAAGUCAAAUGCAAGUAUAUCUAAUAAUUCUAUUAAUAAUAGUAAGAGACUUGAUCAAAAAAGUAUUAACGACACACUAUCUAAGGCCUCUUCAUCAUCUUUUAAUAAUAAAUAAAAAAGCAGUAGUAAUUAGUCCUCAUAAAAUAUAAAAAAUUCAUCAGUUGUGCAAUAAGCUAAUUAAUAAAGUUUAUCAUUUUUUGAAUAGCAAGGAAACUUAGAUAGGAGAUAAAUGUUAUAAAUAGUAAAGGAAAAAGUGCUACAAUUAUCUAAAGUACCUGAAAAUGAAUGGACAGAAAAUGAUAGAAAAUUUAUGUAAGGAGCAAUGCAAUUAAGUUAAUUUGACUUUGAUAAUGCUUCUGAAAAUAACUUAUCUAAAUCAUAAGAUAAUAGUUCAAUUAAUAAUAGUCAGGCAAGCUAAAGAAUGGAAUAAAUACCUACUGAUAAAGCAUAGUAAAAUAACAGGGCUAGUAUCAGCUCAAAUUCUUCUAAAAAAAGUGCAAUCUCUCAAAAAAGUUAAAAUCAACAAGAAAAAAAUUAAAAGUAAUAAAUAAAUCCUCAGCUUAUUAAUGUCAAAAAGAAAUGGGAUGAAAUCAGAAACACUCCAUAAUAGCAGUGGACAUAAAAUGACUAUCAAUUUAUGGAAAUUGUAAAGGCAAAUAACUUAGAAAAAGUUUUAUUAGAAUUUGAUUGA